Tarenaya hassleriana is the source of this 2734-nucleotide messenger RNA. Its product is annotated as phospholipase D alpha 4. The coding region runs from base 173 to 2626 and encodes 817 amino acids. The record is from RefSeq and is a predicted model, not a curated record. Gene Ontology annotation, molecular function: D-type glycerophospholipase activity; calcium ion binding. Gene Ontology annotation, cellular component: plasma membrane. Gene Ontology annotation, biological process: phospholipid catabolic process; phosphatidylcholine metabolic process. Lineage: Eukaryota; Viridiplantae; Streptophyta; Magnoliopsida; Brassicales; Cleomaceae. The transcript has 5 exons.
UCAACAGUUUCAGACAAAUAUGGCAACAUUGUUCUUGGUCUUCUUCGAGACUAAUUAACACAAGCUGCUAUUUCUUCAUUCUUUACAAAUUCUAGCCAUUUUACACACACAUAUACACAAAACACAUAUCUUGUAACAGUAUAUAUAUACACACACACACACACAAGAGAAGAUGGAAGAAGACCAGAAGAAGUUCCUCCAUGGAACACUUGAGUUCACCAUCUUUGAUGCAACGCCCUAUUCUCCCCCAUUUCCUCUCAGUGUAAGUCUUUCAAAGAUUUUCGGCUGUCCCAUGAUGUUUAUGUAUAGACCAAUACCUUAUAUGUUUAUACAAUGUGUGUGUGUGUGUGUGUAUGUAUAUAUUAUGUAUAAUUUACUCAAGGUUCUCUCUCGACAGUGUAUAAUCACUAGGCCGAAACCGGCUUACGUAACCAUCAAGUUAAACAAGAAGAGAGUGGCCAAGACAAGCUCGGAACGUGACCGUGUCUGGAACCAGACAUUCCAGAUCCUCUGCGCUCACCGAGCCGCCGAUACAGCCAUCACCAUCACUCUCAAGACACGCUGCUCGGUCCUCGGGAGAUUCCACGUCACCGCAGAACAGAUCCUGAGCUCUGAUCCGGCCAUCAUCCAUGGAUUCUUCCCGCUUGUUGCAGAGAAGGGAACAAACCCUAGCCCUAACUUGAAGCUCAAGUUUCUGAUGUGGUUCAUACCGGCUUAUCACCAGCCAGGAUGGAGCAGAGUGAUUGAAGGGCAGUCGCCGUUCCGGGGGAUUAAGAACGCUAGUUUCCCACAGAGAUCGAACUGCAGAGUUGUGUUGUAUCAGGAUGCUCACCACAAUACCGGUUUCGAUCCUAGGGUUAGUGACGUUUCUUGGAACCCAAGAAACCUCUGGGAAGAUGUUUACAGAGCAAUUGAAGGUGCCAGGCACUUGGUUUACAUCGCUGGAUGGGCUUUGAACCCUAAUCUCGUUCUGGUUCGUGACAUGGAGUCAGAGAUUCCACAUGCGAUCGGAGUCGCAAUCGGAGAAUUGUUGAAAAGGAAAGCCGAGGAAGGCGUGGCGGUGAGGAUAAUGCUGUGGAACGACGAGACGUCUCUGCCUUUGAUUAAGAACAAAGGACUGAUGCGUACGGACGACGAGACGGCGUUUUCGUAUUUCCGGAACACAAAGGUUGUCUGCAGAUUGUGUCCGAGAUCUCACAACAAGCUUCCCACCGCAUUCGCUCACCACCAGAAGACAAUCACCGUCGAUUCCCGAGUUCCUGACACGACAACGAACGAGCGAGAGAUCGUGAGCUUCAUUGGCGGUCUUGACCUCUAUGACGGCAGGUAUGACACGGAAGAGCAUUCUUUGUUUCGUACACUCGGCAAAAAUCAUUCGAAGUUUCCGGAUUUUUACCAGACAAGUGUGUCGGGAGCCAAGCUGAGCAGGGGCGGGCCAAGGGAGCCGUGGCAUGACUGUCACGCGUGCGUGAUGGGCGAAGCAGCUUCUGACAUCCUAAGAAACUUUGAGCAACGGUGGACAAAACAAUGUGACCCGUCACUUCUCGUGAACACAUCGGCGAUCAGAAACCUCGUGACGGACCCAUCUCGGACUCGGGGCAAACAAGACGGGACAUGGAACAUCCAAGUGUUCAGAUCGAUAGAUCACGUCUCUGCGACUGAGAUGCCGAGAGGUCUAUCCGUCGAGAAGAGUAUCCACGACGCGUACAUCGAGGCGAUACGACGGGCUGAGAGGUUUAUAUACAUCGAGAACCAGUAUUUCAUGGGAAGCUGCGAUCAAUGGGAGAACAAAAAUGACAGAGUCGGGAGCGGAUGCACAAACCUGAUCCCGGUGGAGAUAGCCCUCAAGAUCGCGGCAAAGAUCCGAGAUCGAGAGAGAUUUGCUGUAUAUAUAGUGAUGCCGAUGUGGCCAGAGGGGCCACCCGAUAGCGAGGCAGUGGAGGAGAUUCUUCACUGGACGAGAGAAACAACCGCAAUGAUGUAUCGGAUAAUAGGCGAAGCCAUAAGAGAGGAGAUUGGAUAUAACGACGAGAUUCAUCCUAAGGAUUAUCUCAACUUCUUCUGUCUGGCUAACAGAGAAGAGAAGAGAGACGGAGAUUUCACGGCGAACUCGUCGCCACGUCCAAACACGCAUUACUGGAACGCCCAGAGGAACCGGAGGUUCAUGGUGUAUGUUCACUCCAAGCUCAUGAUAGUGGACGAUGCAUACCUACUGAUAGGAUCAGCCAACAUAAACCAGAGAUCAAUGGACGGAAGCCGAGACACCGAGAUCGUGAUCGGAUGCUACCAACCCGAGCGCCAAAUCGACGUAAACGAUAUCCGAGCAUAUCGGAUUUCACUUUGGUACGAGCAUACAGGUGGUCUCAUCACACCUGACGAGUUAUCAUCAUGGGAGCCAGAGAGCCCGGAAUGCGUCCGGGGCUUGCGGGUAAUGGGAGAACGGAUGUGGGGAGUUUACAGCGGAGACGAGGUGGUGGAUAUGGGCGGCGCCCACUUGGUCACAUACCCGAUCAGUGUCACGAAGGAUGGUGAGGUGGAAGAUAUUUCCGAUGGAGUUUUUCCCGACACGAAGACACCAGUGAAAGGGAAGCGCUCGAGGAUGUUGCCUCCUAUCCUUACGACCUGAACGUGUAUAUAUACAAACACAAAUAUGAGCAAGAAAGAAUGAAAGGAAGAUAUGUAUAUGUUAAUGCAUAUGUAUAUAUAUGAGCAAUAACAUCAUCUUAUGUUAACA